UAAUAUGAUAGUACAAAUUUUUUAAAUUAAAAUGAGCGUUUCAAGUGGACAAACAUUGCCAAGACCUGUUAGCAUUUCAGCUCAUGAAACUGAUGUCGAUAAUGUUUCUAUUAAAAUUCCCGAUGAAGCUGAACUUGCUCCAAUUAUUUCCGCAUUAAAGCUUGGAACCUCAAUGACUAGGAUUAAGAAAACACGCGCAGAUCAAAAAAUUGUGCAAUUAAACUUAGAAGAAUUCAAGAUUUCUUGGUUUCGAGCUGGUACAAGCAGAGAGGAAGGAAAAAUUAAUAUUGAAGAAAUAAAAGAAGUUCGCAGAGGAUGCAACUCAAAAGAUUUUUUAAGCUUUAUUCGAAGAAUUGAUGAUCCUAAUUCUUGCGUGAUAAUUGUAUAUGGUUCAAACUUUCGAUUAAAAACAUUAUCGUUACUAGCACAAAAUCCCAGUGAAAGAGAAUAUUGGGUAAAAGCAAUAGUUUAUUUAAAAUGGGUUAAUCAGCAUGCACCCCCUCCGAUACUUAGUCACAGGUGGCUAUGCAGAGAAUGGGCUUUACUUCCUAAAAACUGUCAACCCAAAAUGCCAAUGAAAGAAUUUAAGUUGUUUCUUCAGCGAGCAAAUAUAAAAUUACCUAAUAAUAAAGUUAAGGACAUAUAUCAGUGUCAUUCUGGUAAAGCUAAUGUAUUUAACGCAACUGCUCUAUGUGAAGCAUAUGAAAGUCUUAUAUUUCAAUCUUCAAUAGCAGAUCGUUACGAAGAGUACUUACAUCGAAGUGAUGAAGGUUUGUUUAUGACAGCAUAUGACUUUCAGAGGUUUCUAGUAGAUGAACAAAAGGAUUAUAAAGCUGCAAAAGAUAUGUCUUAUGUCCAUAGUUUAAUGUCACCUUGUGUUCCUGAUGAAUCAAUGAAAAAUGAGAUAUUUUUUACUCAGCAGCAGUUUCUCACAUAUUUAUUCAGUCCAGCGAAUAGUGUAUUCAACGAGGAACAAAAUAAAGUAUGUCAGGAUAUGACAAAACCACUCUCCUGCUACUGGAUUGCAUCUUCUCACAAUACUUAUUUGACUGGUGACCAGCUCCAAAGUGAAUCAUCAUUUGAAUCUUAUAUAAGAUGUUUGCGUAUGGGUUGCAGAUGUAUUGAAUUGGAUUGCUGGGAUGGACCUUCAGAACCAAUCAUUUAUCAUGGCUUGACGCUUUGUACUAAAAUAAACUUUGUUGAUGUUGUUAAGGCUAUAGCUACAUAUGCAUUUGCAGAAUCUGAAUAUCCUCUAAUUUUAUCAUUGGAAAAUCAUUGCAGUAUACCACAACAGAUUAUGAUGGCAGAUAUAUUCAAAAAAUACUUAGGAAAAUAUUUGGUUACUCAGUUCUUAGAUCCGAAUGAAACACAGCUGCCUUCACCUGAGAGUUUAAAAAGAAAAAUUAUUUUAAAGAACAAACGUUUAAUUGAUGAUGACCUUGGAAGUUCAAUUGGUUCAAGAGAUUCAUUGUUAGAUGAGGACUUUUUAGCCAGCUCAUUGAAAACAGGACUAAUUUACAUGGAAGAUGAGGAUAAAAAAUGGAACAAACAUUUUUUUGUUUUGACAUCAAGGGUGCUGUAUUACUCUGAUUCCAAAGAGGCAGCAGAAGAUGACGAUGACAAUGAUGAUGAAAAUAGUGAUGCUGAUAAAAAAGCUGGCGGUGAUGAAGACUUGCAUUUUUCGGAAAAGUGGUUUCAUCGAAAUAUUUCUCGCCAAGAAGCAGAAAGCUUGCUUCAAGAGUAUCAGCGUGGUGAUGGAUCAUUCCUUGUACGGCCAAGUAAUAUGUUUGUAGGAGAUUUCUCGUUAUCUUUUUGGCGAAAGAAUCGUGUUCAACAUUGCCAUAUAAAGUCACGUCCUACUAACGAUGGUACUGCAAAAUACUUCUUAGUUGGUCCAAAAGGUUUUGAUAACUUGUAUAGUUUGAUUAAUCAUUACCAGACUAAUCCACUUAAAUCAGAUAAGUUUGAACUAAUGCUUACUGAACCUGUUCCUCAGCCUAAUGCACAUCUAGGAAAAGAUUGGUAUCAUGAGAAUCUUACUCGACUUCAAGCAGAGGAAAUGUUGAGAAGAAUGCGAAAAGAUUCAUAUUUUUUGGUUCGUAAACGAAAUGAUGGAGAUCAGAAUGAGUCAUAUGCAAUAUCAUUUCGAACUGGAGGUACCAUUAAGCACUGUGUUAUCAAAAAGGAAGGGCGGUUAUUUAUGAUUGGCACAGCUCCAUUUGAAAGUCUUACAGAGUUAAUUGCUCAUUAUGAAAAGAAUCCACUUUACAGAAAGACAAAGCUUAAGUACCCUUGUAAUCAAGAUGUAGUCCAAGAGUUUGGAAUGAAUCCUGAUGGUACAUUUAAUGAUCCUGAACAGUAUGUUUAUAGUCAACCUAAUCUCACAAUGCCAAAGCAAGCUUGCAAAGCAAAAUAUGACUAUACUGCACAAAAAGAAGAUGAGUUAUCAUUUACAAAAGGCGCAUUAAUAGUAAAUAUUAUGAAAUAUGAUGGUGGCUGGUGGCGAGGUGAUUAUAAUGGUCAUAUUCAAAAAUGGUUUCCUGUUAACUUCACUGAAGAAAUCACAAUUCCAUCAAAAGCUGAAGAGGAGCAAGCUAAACCUGUUGACGUACUUCUUGAAUCACAGGAAAUAGGCACAAUCAAUCUGACUGGUUGUCACCUACAAAUUUUGACUUCAAGACCUCAAAGACCCUAUGUUUUUAGUUUAAAAACCUCUAGUGGAGAAUUUGUGUGUUCUGUAGAUACUGAACAGGAAAUGGUUGAGUGGUUAACAUGCAUUCAGAGAGCUUCAACUGAUGCGGAAAAUGCAGUGAAUAAAAUUCGUGCGUUAAGUGAACAAAAGAAUAUUGCUAAAGAGUUGUCUGAUCUCAUAGUUUAUUGUGUCACUGUUCCUUUUAGGGAAACCAAUUAUGAAAACGGAAAACACUUUGAAAUGUCAUCAUUUUCAGAGCAAAAGCUUGAAAAGUAUGUUAACAAAAAGACAUCAGAUAAUCGACUUAUAAAAUAUCAUCAACGACAACUUAGUCGUGUCUAUCCAAGAGGAACACGUGUAGAUUCUUCAAAUUAUGAUCCAGUUCCUUACUGGAAUAUUGGUUCUCAAAUGGUUGCUCUAAACUAUCAAACAGGAGACAGACCAAUGCAAAUCAAUAAUGGAUUGUUUAUGAAUAAUGGAAGGUGUGGCUAUGUUUUAAAACCUGAUUACUUCAGAGAUCCAAAUUUCAAUCCGCAUGAUAAUAAUACAUUUAAAAAUGUUGAACCUUGGAAUAUACGUUUAACGAUUUUAGGUGCACGUCAUUUACCGAAAUUAGGUCGUGGUAUUUCAUCACCAUUUGUUGAAGUUGAGGUGAUUGACUUAAGAAGUGAAAAAGAUACUUUUCGAACUAAAACCAAAUCGGACAAUGGUUUUUGUCCAACUUGGUUCGAUACUUUUGAUUUUGAUGUCGUAUGUCCUCCUUCCGCCAUGAUAAGGUUUGUUGUUCAAGAUGAAGAUAUGUUUGGAGACCCUAAUUUUAUAGCCCAGUCUUGCUUACUUCUAACAAGCAUGAAGGUUGGACAUAGAUCUAUUCCGUUGCUCAAUGCUUAUAGUGAAGAAAUUCCAUUAGCGUCGCUAUUGGUAGAGUUGAAAAUACAAAAUGCCCAGGACGAUGAGGAAUACUCUUCUAUCGCUGAACUAAGAGAUAAAAUGCAGAUGUUGAUAGAUCGAAAUGAAGGAACAACGCAAUCAGUUAUAGAUAGUGAAACAGAGAAUCAAUUACAAAAUUACCAAGCUCAACUUUCCAUGCUUAAUACUACAAGAAGAACUAGGCAUCUUGAAGAAGAUGCGUCAAAGUCGCAUUCUACUAUUCAUCGUAAUUAAUCUUAGAAGAGUCUAUAUGUGCUCAGAAGAGUCUAAUUGUUUUUUCCAUUGGUCAGAAUAGAAAAUUUUUAAUGCAUUUAACAUUUUUUCAAAUUAUUUAAAUUUAGAAGGUAUUUGCGUAUAUAAGCAUUUAUGUAAAUAACACAGUCUAAAUUUAUGUAGGUGCCGGGGUUUCUAAAUUUGUACACAUGGGAAACUUUUUUAUAGGAAUUUUUUUUACAGAAUUUU
Molecule: messenger RNA, 4084 nt
Organism: Hydra vulgaris (swiftwater hydra)
Lineage: Eukaryota; Metazoa; Cnidaria; Hydrozoa; Anthoathecata; Hydridae
Source: RefSeq, a predicted model, not a curated record